AUGGAUCAACAACCAGAACCGGACCACGGACAAAAUAUGAGGCGAAGGCGUAGUCGGCAGUCGUCUGCAGCGCCGUCCGUCCAUUUAGAAGCGAAUACAGCUCCUGCUUCACCUCAACGGGCAGGACGGCCGCUUUCCUUUUGGCUCGCCUUUUCCGGUCUCUGUAUCAACACUUUUCUCUUCGCUCUCGACUCGUCCACUCUCUCCGUGGCUCUUCCAGCCAUUGCGCACGAGUUGCAUGGCACAACUUUCGAGUCGUUCUGGGCUGGAAUCGCGUACCUUCUUUGCGUGGUCAUCACCCAGCCCCUGUACACCUCACUUUCCGACGUCUUCGGUCGCAAGCCUCUGCUCUAUGUCGCCCUCCUGCUCUUCGCCAUCGGCUCGCUCGUCUUCGGUCUUGCCAGGAACAUGACGUAUAUCAUUGUCGGCCGAGCGUUUCAGGGCUUUGGGGGCGGGGGGAUGGAUCUGCUAAGCGAGAUCAUCAUAACGGAUAUAACGACACUGCAGGAGCGUGCCAUGUUUCUCGGGCUCCUGGCUAUUCCCAUCGCCAUUGGGACCAUCAUCGGUCCAACUAUCGGCGCCGUCUUCAGCGAAUUCAUCUCUUGGCGAUGGAUCGGCUACGCAAACUUGCCCUUUGUCGGAGUCUCGUUCCCCAUCACAUUCUUUUUCCUUCGUCUCCGUACGGUCAACGACUCCCUCAUGGACGAUGUGAAGAGCCUGGAUUGGGGGGGCAUGGCUCUCUCCUUCACCGGAAUGAUUCUUUUCGUCCUACCUCUUAGUUGGGGCGGCGCCUUGUACUCGUGGGCCUCAUGGCAGACACUUGUCCCGUUGAUUAUGGGAAUCCUGAUUCUGGUCGGUUACUUUGUCUACGAGUCACUACCCGCCGCUCCGAUCAUGCCCUAUCGAUUACUACAAUCUACAACAGCCAAGGCGACACUGCUGGGGAACUUUAUGCAAGGCUUCGUUCUCUUCCCGCUGCAACAGUACUUGCUGCUCUUGUUCCAGGCAGUCUACCUACUGAGCCAAAUCGACACGGCCGUGGAGCUGCUCCCUACCAGCAUCACAUGCGUCUUGGCCGCCAGUGGUGUGGUCAUCACCAUAGGUCUCCUUAAAUCGGGAUAUCUAUGGAGUAUCAGACUGUUCUGGGUUGUCCUCACAGUGGGCACCGGCCUUGUCGCCCUGUUAGAUGAAGGCUCCCCCCGUGCUAUGCGAAUGGCCAUCCCCAUCAUCUGGGGCGCGGGUAUAGGCGCAUUGUUGCGUCUCCUCCACCUUCCAAUGCAAGCAAGUGUCGAAAACGUGGAUGACACGGGGCUGGCCGUCGGGCUCGUCCUGUGGUUUCGCCUGGUGGGAGGCCUCCUCGGACUCGCCGUCUCAUCCUCAAUAUUUAUCAGUGUCUUUGCCAAGUCCAUUGCCGGCGUUGACAACCUCCCCGAGUCUCUUGCUCCACUGAGAGAAGCGAGCCGGGCCAUUAGCUUUAUACCAACGCUGAGGGAUCUGGGUCUUUCCCGGGACGUGUUGGGCCCAGUCUUGGGAGCUUACCACAAAGCUUUCCAGACAGUAUUUUACGCAAUGACUGCCUUUGGCGGUGUUGGUUUCAUAAGCUCACUAUUUACCAAGGAGCUCACUCUGCAGAAAAGCGACCUUGGCCGGCAGGCGUUUGAGGGACAGCAAUUAUUACCCUAA
Molecule: messenger RNA, 1683 nt
Organism: Metarhizium brunneum ARSEF 3297
Lineage: Eukaryota; Fungi; Ascomycota; Sordariomycetes; Hypocreales; Clavicipitaceae
Product: Efflux pump FUS6
Biological process (GO): transmembrane transport
Cellular component (GO): plasma membrane
Molecular function (GO): transmembrane transporter activity
Source: RefSeq, a predicted model, not a curated record